Molecule: messenger RNA, 746 nt
Organism: Mercenaria mercenaria
Lineage: Eukaryota; Metazoa; Mollusca; Bivalvia; Venerida; Veneridae
Product: ganglioside GM2 activator-like
Exons: 4
Coding region: 103-696 (197 amino acids)
Biological process (GO): lipid transport; ganglioside catabolic process
Cellular component (GO): cytoplasmic side of plasma membrane
Molecular function (GO): enzyme activator activity; lipid carrier activity
Source: RefSeq, a predicted model, not a curated record
CCACUUUUUAACUUGCGCUUAUCGGUUUAGACACACAUUUAGUCUACGUUCGUGAGAAACCUUACUUCUCCUAUUAGCUUUUUGAAAGUUAGAAGAUCAAAAAUGAUUCGCCUUUGCAUUUUAUUAUGCGCAAUAUCAACAUCAUUUGCUGUUCUUCAUCUGAAACUUACGGACUGCAAUCAUAGUCCAAAUAAAGUGAUUCACGUAGAGCAUGCCCACUUAAGUGCGGAUCCAGUCCACAUCCCUGGUCCUGAGACUGGUAGCAUUGACGUCCAAGUUCUAAAGCCGAUAGCCGGGAACCAUUUCGAACUCAGUUUGAUUGUAUCCAAAAAAGUGUUAUUUGGUUUCGUCACUGUUCCAUGCAUAAGUAAUGUUGGAAGUUGUAAAUACGAAGUUUGCGAUCUGUUAAGUGGUAGGAGUUUUAACAACACCCACCAUUGUCCGAAUGAAAUUGUGUCAUCGACGCCAGAUUUCCCUUGCGCAUGCCCGUUCCAGCCUGGAAACUACCACCUCAACCCCACGACAUUCAUCAUACCGGAACUAGCCGGAGUGUGGAAAUUUCUUGCGUCGGGUGACUACAAAGCUCAUGCUGAAAUAAAGGACACAUCAACAAACGAGGUUGUUGGAUGUUACAAUGUUCAGGUGUCAACCGAAGCCGACUGCAGCGGAUUCGGAUGUAUUUUCGGAAAGAAAUAAUUCCAUUUCUGUUAUUCAUUACACGACUUUACAUAAAACAAAAUAAAUCA